AUGUCACCUAUCAAGAUCGGUAUCAUCCUCGGAUCCACCCGUACCCCAUCAAACACACAGGGUAUCUCAACCUACUUCCAGAACAUACUCUCAACCUCCUACCCCUCACUGGAAAUAGAGACCAUCCACCUGUCUUCCUCACCUGGACAUCCUCUUCCCUUCCAACUGGACCAGACUGUCCCUCAAGCUCAUCCGCCCUCUACCCUUCCCGACGCAUACUCUGACCCCAUGGUCCGUCAGUGGUCUUCAACCGUCAUGGGGUUGGACGGCCUGGUAAUCAUCACUCCGCAAUACAAUUGGGGUUAUCCAGCAAUUUUGAAAAACGCUUUCGAUCACCUGUAUCACGAAUGGACUGGACUCCCUGUAGGAAUCAUCACUCUAGGUGGACAUGGUGGAACCAAAUGUCUUGAACAACUUAAGAUCGUUCUUGGAGGAGGACUUCACGUGGAUUUAGUGCAGAGUAACGUACUGGUACAAUUACCUAGGGAAUUGAUUGUUAGUGAGAAAAGGUUGGAGGGGGAUGAAAGUUGGUUAGGAGAUUAUGAGAAGGGAAUGAGGGGGUUGGUUGAUGAGCUGGUGGAGAGGAUCGAGAAUAGACGAAAGAUGAAAACCGAGGAAUAG
Molecule: messenger RNA, 621 nt
Organism: Kwoniella botswanensis
Lineage: Eukaryota; Fungi; Basidiomycota; Tremellomycetes; Tremellales; Cryptococcaceae
Exons: 1
Coding region: 1-621 (206 amino acids)
Cellular component (GO): cytosol
Molecular function (GO): FMN binding; oxidoreductase activity
Source: RefSeq, a predicted model, not a curated record